Molecule: messenger RNA, 6345 nt
Organism: Bacillus rossius redtenbacheri
Lineage: Eukaryota; Metazoa; Arthropoda; Insecta; Phasmatodea; Bacillidae
Product: protein white-like
Exons: 13
Coding region: 107-2245 (712 amino acids)
Biological process (GO): transmembrane transport
Cellular component (GO): plasma membrane; cytoplasmic vesicle membrane
Molecular function (GO): ATP binding; ABC-type transporter activity; ATP hydrolysis activity
Source: RefSeq, a predicted model, not a curated record
CGUGGUGCUCGCGGCAGGAGAGUGCGUGUGCAUGUGCUAGUGUGCGCACGAGUGUGCGCGAGGUGUGCGUGGCGUGUGCGCCGCCCCGCGGGCCCCCCGUCCAACAAUGACGGCUAGCGACGAGUGCGAGACGGCGCCGCUGCUGGCCGCGGCGAUUCCGCCCACGGCUAAGCGGGGGAAGCCUCCGCCGAGGUACCACGCCGUCAUAGAGGAGCGCCGCACGCCGAGCAUCAGCGACGACUACGCCAGCGACGUGAGCGUGCCCAUGGAGCCGCUGCACAACGGGGUGCGGCUGGAGAACGGCUACUCCAGCGGCGGCGGCGGCGGGGGCGGCGGGGGGCGGCUGGACCCCAGGGGCGGCAGGGUCGUGGACAGCAUCACCUACACGUGGCACGACAUGAACGUGUUCACGGAGGGCGGGCAGCCGCGACGCCGCCGCCUGUUCCCCGGGGUCUCGCCCUCAUCGCACGAGUCCCGCCACAUGAAGCACAUCAUCAAGGGAGUGAGCGGCGUGGCGCGGCCGGGCGAGCUGAUGGCCAUCAUGGGCUCCAGCGGUGCCGGCAAGACCACGCUCCUCAACACGCUCAUGUUCCGCAGCGGCUCCAACAUGGUGGUGAGCGGCUACCGCGCCUUCAACGAAGUGCCUGUGUCCAGCUCCGCCAUGGCCAGCCUGUCCGCCUACGUGCAGCAGGACGACCUGUUCUUCGGCACGCUCACCGUGCGCGAGCACCUGGUCUUCCAGGCGCUGGUGAGAAUGGACCGCCACAUUCCCUACAAGCAAAGGAUGACGAGAGUGGACCAGGUCAUAUCAGAGCUGGCCCUCGCUAAGUGCCAGAAUACUACAAUUGGAAUUCCUGGUAGAAUCAGAGGGAUUUCUGGAGGAGAAAUGAAAAGGUUAUCCUUCGCUUCAGAGGUGCUGACGAACCCGCCGCUCAUGUUCUGCGACGAGCCCACCUCCGGCCUGGACGCCUUCAUGGCGCAGAACGUGGUGUCCGUGCUGAAGAGCAUGGCGCAGAAGGGCAAGACAGUGGUGUGCACCAUCCACCAGCCGUCCUCAGAGGUGUUCGCGCUGUUCGACAAGGUGCUGCUCAUGGCGGAGGGCCGCGUCGCCUUCCUGGGCUCCGCCGCGGAGGCCUGCCUCUUCUUCAGGAAGCUGGGCGCCGCUUGCCCCACCAACUACAACCCAGCCGACUUCUUCAUCCAGCUGCUGGCGGUUAUCCCGUCGCGCGAGGACGCCUGCAAGGAGACCAUCGAGCUCAUCUGCGACAACUUCCAGGCGUCCGACAUCGGCGCGAACCUGCACGACGUCACCCGGCCCAAGCUCUACCAGAUGAAGGAGCUGAUGAACGGCGGCGGGAUCUACCCGGAGGCCGAGGUGGCGCAGAGACGCCGCUCGCCCUACAAGGCGUCCUGGUGGGCGCAGAUGCGCGCCGUGCUCUGGCGGUCCUGGCUCUGCGCCAUGAAGGAGCCCAUCCUCAUCAAAGUGCGCAUCCUGCAGACCGUGAUGGUGGCGCUGGUGAUCGGCCUGGUGUACUUCAACCAGAAGAUGGACCAGGACGGCGUGAUGAACAUCAACGGCGCUCUCUUCUUGUUCCUCACCAACAUGACGUUCCAGAACCUCUUCGCCGUCAUCAACGUGUUCUGCUCGGAGAUGCCGGUGUUCCUGCGCGAGCACCACAACGGCAUGUACCGCACGGACGUGUACUUCGUGUGCAAGAGCCUGGCCGAGGUGCCCGUGUUCGUGGCCAUACCGGUCAUCUUCACGGCCGUGGCCUACUUCAUGGUGGGGCUGAACCCGGCGCCAGGCCGCAUCUACGUGGCGCUGGCCGUCAUGACGCUCAUCGCCAACGUCGCCACCUCGUUCGGUUACCUCGUGUCCUGCAUGAGCGGAACUGUGGGCAUGGCGCUCACUAUCGGACCUCCAGUCAUAAUCCCCUUCAUGCUGUUUGGAGGGUUCUUCCUCAACAACGAGUCGGUGCCGCCCUACUUCCGCUGGCUGAGCUACCUGUCGUGGUUCCGCUACGGCAACGAGGCGCUGCUCGUGAACCAGUGGACGGACAUCGACCACAUCGCGUGCACCGAGAGGAACGCCACGUGUCCCAAGAACGGCGAGGUGGUGCUGGAGGCGCUCAACUUCUGUCCGAAGGACUUCAAGACGGACAUCCUGAGCCUGGUGGGGCUGAUAUUCCUGUUCCGGCUGCUGGCCUACCUGUCGCUCUUAGCGCGCACCAGCCGCGGCCACUAGGCGACGCGAAGCCACUGCGGUGCUCCUCUGCGCCGGCGGUGGAGCGCGGAGUUGCGUCCACGCCGAGUGGCCCUGAGUGGCGACGGCACACCCCGAGAACACGUCUCUCCGUGCCCCGAGACGCCACUCGACAAGACUCCCUUUUUUCCUGAUCUGUUUGAAACCCAAGUGUGUAUGUAGGAGGUGCAGGGACCUAGGUGCGUCUCAGGCCAAAGCCUAUACGCCCGGUCGUGCUGGUGAUAAGCCAUGCAUCUGAAGGUCCGCAUGCAUCGUGUUCUCAGUUAAGAGAUUGGCCAGCCGUGACAGCGACUGGAGCCAUGACUAACACUAUCUUAAAAAUAGCUUGAAAACUAUGCUUAACACAGGCAUAGACACAGGGCAAACCCUGGGCCCAGACAUGUGGGAUACAAGGGCAUACAUUAAUUGUAGGAAAAUACAGUGUACAGAGGAUAGUCCGGAUGAAAAGUUGGACAGAGUAGACGUGAGUCUCUCAUGCUAAGGGGUGGAAGGCGAGUUGGCAUAGUCCGCUUCCAUGUUUUUAUCAAUUGCUAGGUUCACGACCAGGGGCCCCUACACCCCUGGUGGUUACUCGACAAGACUGCUACCUAUGUUGAGCCCCGAUCUGUCCCGAACAUACCCGAAGUUAACCGCUCGUUCGUGCAGCUUCCGAUAUGUUUGUGACUAAUCCGACAUUUAAAAAAAAGAAUGAUAAUAUUACAAAACUUCUUAUUUUUCACUAUUUUAAAGUAAUUUGAAGGUCGCCGGACUAGUAUAACCGACAUUUUAUUUUAGUUCCGAUCACUGAUAACGUGAAGAAAAAAAAAGUAAUGAAUUUUUGCCAGAAAAUUUAAUAAUGUUAAACGCCUUAAAUACCCAUAUUAUUCAACUUUCUGACUCGAAAUCAGUGAAUAGCAGGGACUGGAAAAAUUCGCAGGGUUCGUUGACCUCCAGGGUAAACUCUCAGCACACUUGUCUGCUGACAUGUGCGGCAUGUCAACUCGAUAAUGCGUGAUUGGAUAGAUCUUUGAUUAAAGGUACAUAUUCCCUCUGUACUUAGUCUGAAAGGUAUAAUGAUUGGAAUUUUGUGACACAACGAAAUUUAUUUGCGAGUUGUUUCCGGUCUCUAGUGCAUAUUUGUUUUCCGCGUACAUCGUGAUGGUUUCGAAGCCUGUGACUUUUAAUGCGACUCACCGGGCACGCAAGCCUACGCAAGUGGCAAGGUAUUUUUGUACGUGAGCCCAAAUGAUAAACAAACGUUAUGAAUGCCGUAGCAAAUAAUUUCACAUUAACGAAAUGUCUGAAACCUCGCUCUAUUGGAACGGGUGAAUUCAGAAUCUUCAAUUGGAACUCAAGUUGUGUCUGUUCGUGGAUAUAAUUAACGUUAUUCAAAUACUCGUAACCAAGACCUAGUUGAAAACUAAUUAUUUGAGUUAUUUUAUCAGCUCGCUUUCCAAAAAGUUCAUCAGGUGCUUUAUUUAAAAAACUAUUUUCCUCCAUUAACCGGAGACAAACAGUGAAUAUUUCAAAAUCAUACUUCUCCAAACAAAGUUAUUCAAAGAAAGUUGGAUGUUUAUUUUUGAAAAAAAAAACCCGGAUGAUAUAACCGUUAUUUAAAUUGCUUGGAUAAAAUUUGUUAAAAAUGUUGGAUUUAUCGUUAGAAGAAUUUUUAUCGGCUAGGUUAAAAAUUUAAAAAAAUGUAUGAUUUCAAUCAAAUAAGUGUUCUACGAAUUGUGAAAUAUUUUAAAAUAAAUAAAUUUUUAAGGUCUCAUGUUAUUUUAAAAAUAUUUAUCAAUCAUUAUUAUUUAACUUAAUUAUAAAAUACCAAUUUAACAAAAUUGUACAGUGCUUCAUGCUUUAUCAUGUAUUUCAGAAGUAAAGGAGUAAAAUAUUGGCAAUGUAAAUACAUAAAGUUAAAAUAAGAACGAAUUCCCCCACACCUCUUUUCCAUCUGUAGAGCAAAUUAUUUUUGGCCUUACUGAUUUUUUAUUAAUAUUUUUCACUUCAAGAUGGAAUUUUUACUAUUCUUCCAAGUGAAUCAUGAAAGCUUUUAUACAAACUUAUAGUAAUAGCCUUGUAGCAGCUACAUUUUGCUAAGCUAACCAAUUGCAAACCAGCAUUAGUUCAGUCUUAAACAAAAAUCUACUCAUUGACUUAUACAACAAUUAAACAGAGAGACUUCAACUGUAGAAAAGACAUCCAUUCCACAUAUAUUUGCCACCAUAAACCAGAUAGAAUUUAACUUUAGAAAAGACACACACUCCAUAGACAUAGACAUAUACCACCAUGAACUGGAGAAACUUAUUCUCAAGAACAUACACCCACUCCAUAGUCUUAUACCAUAAUGAACCAGAAACACUUCAUCUUUAUAAAAACACCCAGUCAACACUUAUACCGCAAUGAGCCAGAGUACCUCAAACUUUAGGACUGACACCAAACUCAAAUAUCUAUACCACUAUUAAACAGCUUUAGUUACCUUUAGAAAGAGUCCGACUCCACAGACUUAUAACACAAUGAAGUUGAGAGACUUCAAAUUUAGAAUAGAUAUCACUCAAUAGACUUACUACCAUGAACCAGAAAGAUUUCAAAUCUAGAAAUGUUUAUAGCAUUUUAAUCUCAUAUAACUGAGUAACGUAAACUUAAGAACAAAAACCCAUUACAUAGCCUUAUACAACCAAAGAGACUUCACCUCUAGAAAUAGACCUAUUCGAAAGACUUAUACCAUCAUGAACAAGGAAACCUUAAACUUAAGAAAAUACAUAGACUUACCACCAUGAAUUUAAAGUCAAUUUUGACUAACUUUGAGAAAGACACACACUUUCUAUAGACUUAUACGUAGGGACCGGAAAAAUUCGCGGAUUCAAUGACCUCUAGGAUAGCCUCCAUUAUCCUCUGCAUUUCACAUGUAAACACGCGUGUUCUUUCGGUACUAAAUUGUGAGGCGUCUCCACUGGGAAGCUUGUGAUUCGACGCUUCUUUGGUCGAUAGUCUCUCAUUGGCCCAGAGAGCUCCAGUUAAACUGCGAGCCAAUAGCAGAACCAGCAGAAUUGUACACAUGUUUGAAUUUCAGCCUAUCAUGAAAUGAAUCCGCGAAUUUUUCCGGUCUCUACUUAAACGACUUUGAACCAGUGAUACCUCACAUUUAUAGAAGAGACACAAUCCAUUUAAUUAUAUCACCAUGGGACAGACAUGCGUCAACUUUAGAAAAGACACACACUCCAUAGACUUACACCAAUAUGAACUAGAGUAACAUAAACUUUAGAAUAGACACCUCCUUCAUAAGCAUAUACCUCAAUGAGUGUUAUAGGGGGUUUGUGGAAGUGAUUUUUUAGUUUUGACGUUUUUGUUGCAGUCGUAAAUAAGGUCUUUAAUAACUAAACCUUGCAUUGACGUACCUGUAAUCUACGACGUAUUUUGCAUUAAAAGUUAAAUGCUUUAAACUCAGUUCAUCCUUGAAACUUGGUUAUUUUUGCGCUAGACUGCUUUUCGUCUUUUAUCUAUAUUCUUAUGGCGAUAUUUAUCCAAAUGUUUAAGUUUUCCACAUUAGUUUUUCGCAUGUUUAUAACGGGAGGAAUUGCUUCAUGGCAUGUUGUUUAGUUGCUCAAAUUUUAGGUAUUUAUUUGUCAAAAAAUUAUGUGUAAAUAUUUAAAUUUAUGUAAAAAUAAUUUUAAUUAUUUUUUGUUUCACUGAAGUGCUACUGUUAGUUCAAUCUUCAAUAAGUAAAAACAAUGAUUGAAAUGUGUUGUGAAACAGGAAUGGCUACAAAAUUUACUCGUAUAACUGGUAUAAUUAAAAAAAAUUGUACUAUAAAAAGAUUAUUAUAGUUCUUUGUUUUAAAAAGGUGAAUGGCCAGUUUUUUUCUUCAAAACUAAAUUUAGUGAGUAAACUAGGAAGUUUGUAAUAUUUUUCCGAAAAUAUUAAUACAAAUGUUGGACUUUAUAAUAUCGUAGUUACUAUUUAUAAGAUAGGCUGGUGUCUCAUAUGCAAAAUAUAAUUAAUAUAAAUAAAACAUUUGAAACUUCUUUAACCUACCUACCCACUGUACUGAUUAAUCUCAAUAUUGUUUUUUGUUUAUUCAUGGCAUAGUUUUAUAAAGUUCUAGA